This is a messenger RNA of Heterobilharzia americana, 309 nucleotides long. Lineage: Eukaryota; Metazoa; Platyhelminthes; Trematoda; Strigeidida; Schistosomatidae. The record is from the annotation of a GenBank genome assembly.
AUGGGAAGAUCUAAGGCUGAACGUUCUAAAAUCGACUACUCCAGUGAGAAAAAACAAAGACUUGAUCAUUCCAGUGCUCUUCUGUGUGACAGAAGCAUUGUUACUCAGUGUAACUCAGAUCUCGAUGAUCUGGUAUGCCCUACGCCUUUUGUCAGAACCGAAGACAUCAUAUCAGUCAUGAGUAGUAGUAUCAACAACCACAGGAACGAAAUCGACAACAUUAAGACCAUGAUGGAAGAGGUUCGGAGAAUAGUUGAGGAUUUCCAUCCAUUAGCAUAUCUUCUAGGGAAGCAUGAGAAUUUAGUUUAA